CCCCAAACUUGUACCCGGAUUUCGAACAUUCCACAAAUCCCAAUCCCAUUGGGUUAUUAUAAAUGCACCAACACUAGGAAACAAGAGCAUAAGCAAGUAUCGUUGAAGCAAACACAAUCAGAAAAGUGAAGAAAUUGAAAAGAUGCAGAAGAGCGCUUCAUCAGGGGUGUCAUUGCUGGGCCCAGGAGGCUUAGACCUAACACACUCCUUCUUCACCUCCAUACUCAACUCUGCACCACCCUCUCCCACUAAGCGCCACAACAAGGUCACUGUAGUUGGCGCAGGAAACGUCGGAAUGGCCGUAGCCCAAACCAUCCUCACUCAGGACCUCGUCGACGAACUCGUCCUCAUCGAUGCCCUCCCCGACAAGCUCCGCGGAGAGAUGCUGGACCUGCAGCACGCUGCCGCGUUCCUUCCACGCACCAAGAUCCACGCGUCCACGGAGUACUCCGUCACGGCUGGGUCUGACCUGUGCAUCGUGACGGCAGGGGCACGGCAGGUGAGCGGAGAGUCAAGGCUGAACCUGGUGCAGAGGAACGUGUCCCUGUUCAGAAGCAUCAUUCCCCCUCUGGUUCAGCACUCGCCGGCAUGUGUUAUUCUUGUGGUUUCGAAUCCGGUGGACGUGCUAACAUAUGUUGCCUGGAAGCUGUCAGGGUUUCCGGCGAACCGCGUCAUCGGCUCCGGCACCAACCUGGACUCUUCCCGUUUCCGUUUCCUGAUUGCCGAUCAUCUUGACGUCAACGCUCACGACGUUCAGGCAUACAUUGUAGGGGAACACGGCGACAGCUCGGUGGCCCUGUGGUCAAGCAUCAGCGUGGGCGAAGUUCCGGUGCUAAGCUUUCUUGAGAAACAAGAGAUAGCGUACGAGAAAGUGACGCUGGAGAAGAUACACAAGGCAGUGAUAGGGAGCGCCGAUGAAGUGAUCCGUCUGAAAGGGUACACAUCGUGGGCCAUAGGGUACUCUGUGGCUAACUUGGCUCGAAGCAUUCUGAGGGACCAGAGGAAGGUGCACCCCGUUUCGGUUCUUGCAAAGGGGUUUCAUGGUAUCCAUGGAGGGGAAGUGUUUCUGAGCUUGCCGUCGCAGCUUGGUAGGGGAGGGGUCAUUGGUGUUACCAACAUCCAUCUGACUCCCAAAGAGGCACAACACCUCAGAGACUCUGCCACCGCCAUCCUUGAGGUCCAAAAUCAACUUCCAAUUUGAACUGCUCCUCAUUAUAUUCAAUAGUCGAGGCAGCUCAAUUAGCUUCUUUAUUUGGUGACUGUUAGUGUUAGGUUAUUAGGUUGUUAUUUAUAUAGUUUACAAGUGAAUAAAAUUUCCUGUAUUGUAAUAUUGCUAGACCAGCAAAUACACCCAGCACUCACACCCUUGUAUAUAUAAAUAUCACAUAUACAGUACAAUAAUAGAUGAUUGA
Messenger RNA from Arachis ipaensis, 1412 nucleotides. The record is from RefSeq and is a predicted model, not a curated record. Lineage: Eukaryota; Viridiplantae; Streptophyta; Magnoliopsida; Fabales; Fabaceae.